Bactrocera latifrons is the source of this 8805-nucleotide messenger RNA. RefSeq names its product homeobox protein cut (gene cut). Gene Ontology annotation, molecular function: DNA-binding transcription factor activity, RNA polymerase II-specific; DNA binding. Bases 907 to 8340 code for a protein of 2477 amino acids. Gene Ontology annotation, biological process: regulation of DNA-templated transcription. The transcript is spliced from 8 exons. The record is from RefSeq and is a predicted model, not a curated record. Lineage: Eukaryota; Metazoa; Arthropoda; Insecta; Diptera; Tephritidae.
GGCAACAUCUUAUUAGAUUAUAGUUGCGCUGUCUGCGUGUGUGUCUGUCUGUCUGUCUUGCUUGUUUGUUAUUAUUAUUAUAGCCUAGUGUAGUACUACGCCGCUGGCCUGGUCGGACAGCGACAACGAUCGAUAGCAAAUUGAUCAAUGAAUAAAUAAGUCGCAAAAAAAUUAACGGGCUUUAUUGGCAGUACGAUAUACGUAACAAAUCGGAAAAUUCAAAAUUUCGCAAUAUAAAUGGCUAAAAUCAGACAAAUAUUAAAGUUUGUAGUGAGACGACAUACGAAGAAAAAAAUUUGAACCGGUAGCAAAAUUGAAAAAAAAGUAAAAUCAAUGAAAGUGCAUUAAAUUGGUGAAAAAAAAAACAAAAAUCAAAAAAUACAGCAUACAAAUGUUAACGGUAAAGUGAAAAAGUGCAAUAAGCAGCAGUGAGUAAAAGCUGCUUAAAAACACCAUAAAAAAGCUGAAAGCAUAAAAUCAUACAACAUUUCAACGCAAGCAACAAAAAACACGGCAACGCCAGCUAAUCAAACAAGAACAACGCGUGCCAAAACGCCAGCAACAACGGCAACAACAACGACAACAGCGUGUGUUGCCGGUGCCAGGGCGGAUGUUGCAGCUGCUGCUGGUGCUGGUACACCCACAACAACAGCACCACCACUAACAACAACAACAGCAUAUAAAACAAACGCAAUUAUUAUACCACCAACAACAGCGGCCACAACAACAUUAGCAACUACAGCUAAUACAACUGCAUGCCUAACGGCGUCCAAUAAGCAUAAUAACAACAAUAACAAUCACAUAACACAAAUUAAUAAGUUUAUAAGCAGUGAUAAUACGCAUAAUCAAAAUAACAACAACAAACUGCAGUCGUCAGAAUUAUUAUUAGCAGCUAGCAGCCACCGAAUGCAGCCACAAGUGCCGCAAGCCGCUGGGACAGCCGAUAUGGAUUUGACGGCUGUUCAAUCGAUGGAUUGGUUUUUCAAAAAGGAGCAAUUUUAUCUAUUGGCACAAUUUUUACAACAGCGCGCUAACUUGGCGGAUAAGGACGUUGACACCUUGAAGGAUCAAUUAACCACCAACACAGACACCAGCACCACCAUCAACACACAAGCCAACGCUAACAGCAGCGAAAUACCGGCCGACAUAGACGACUUGAGCGCAGCGGCCGCGAUCGCACUCGCCGCCAACAGCAGCGCCUCCGCCACAGACAGCAACACAAGCAUUACCACCACAAACACAACAUCUACAACAAUCCCACCAAGCACCAAACUGCUUUCGCCCACCAGCGCUGCAUACAGCAGCAUAGCCGCCGCCGCUGCCGCGGGCUUCAACAGCCCGAAUAGCGUGCAUCAUAAUAAUAACAACAACACAAAACUGUUGAAUAGCGUCGCUGCGGCGAUAACAUUACAUCAGAACGGUGGCAAUUUGUUGGCCGCCACAACGAAUACACCCUCUCCCUCGCCGCCACUGUCCACAGACGGUUGUAGUAUUGCCGCUGCCGCUGCAGCUGCUGCCGCGUGUGGCAAUAGCAGCGUUUCGCCGCUGAGCGCCGCCUUGAACGGCGUCAACGGUUGCCUCAAUCCCAAGCUAUUCUUCAAUCACGCACAACAAAUGAUGAUGGAAGCUGCGGCCGCAGCCGCCGCUGCUGCUGCAGCAGCUGCCGUACAACAGCAACAAUCGCCGCUGCACUCGCCACUGCAUGCCGCGCCACAUAUAGACGACGACGAUAUGGAUGAGGAUGGCAGCCGCAGCGCUAGCGCAGUCGAUGGUAGCAAAUUGAUCACCAGUCUCACAGCGGAAAUGAAAUUGGUGAAGCGCGUGCGCGACAAUGAGCAUGGCGAUGAGUUGGACGAGGAGGAGCGCGACUUGGAUGCCGAUGAGAAUGCGAAUGCGCGCAAGCGUAGUCACAAUGCAACAAAUCAAAAGGAUCUGAUGGAGCAGAGUGUUGAUGCGAGCGUAUGUGGUCAAAGAACUGAUGAUACUAGCCUAAAUGUUAGCAGUAGCGAUAGCAAUAAAGUAACUAGUUGUAGUCUAAACAAAAAUAAUUGUGCAAGAAAAACAAAAGCCAAUGCGGAUGGCAAUGAUUGCAUUGAUAAUGCAGAUGCUGUUGAUGAUGAUGAGGAUGGCGUUGAUAAUGACGAUGAGCAUGCAAUGUCCGCCGCGGAAGUCAAGCGCAUGGAAAUUGAUGGUGGUGAAAGUGGUGAGAGUGGGAAAACCGAUGCCACAAUUGGUUACUACACUGGAAGUGCAACAAUUAAGUCGCAUGCGGUAGGAAACAAUCAUGCUGAACUAUUAGCUGCCAAAGAUAAAGAGAUUAAAGCACUUAUCGAAGAGGUACAACGCCUGCGCACACUCGAACAAGCACAACUCACACAAAUACAACGACUUGAGGAUCACUUAGAAGUGAAGCGUCAGCAUAUUAUACGCCUAGAAGCGCGUCUCGAUAGCCAACAAAUCAAUGACGCGCACAACGAAGCGAUCGUAGCCACCGCCAACAACACAACAGCAGCAACAGCCGCAAUUACCGCUGCAGCGCCCGCGACAUGUGAUGUUGUGCACGAUGUUGACGAUGAUGAUGAGGAGAAUGAGGAAGUUGUUGACACCACUGCUGACGCUGAUGCAGCUGUUGACAAAAUUGAUUUAACCACAACAACAACAACCACAACAACUGAGUCGCAUGACGCCACAGAAGCUAGAGCUGAUUUCGCCGCCGAUCGCGAAUGUGAGCAGUUCAAUGCGGCGGCGGAGGACACAAAUGCAACAACAAGCACAACAACAACACCGGCAAUUGCGACAAACAAUGACAACAGCGGCAGCACAUCAACAACAGCAGCAGUUGAAACGACACAGCAAAUGUCACAACAAGUUGGCGAGCCACAAAUCAAAAAGGAAAAUCACAGCCCACUCGAUUUGGACGUGAUUAGUCAGCAAUCGGCCAUAGCUGCUGCUGCAGCCGCCGCCGCUGCCGCUUGCGCCAAUGAUCCGAACAAAUUCCAGGAAUUGCUGCUUGAGGGCACCAAAGCGUUGGCGGCCGCCGCCAAUGCUGCCGAGGGAGCAGCCGUUCCAGCCAGCCAACUAUUGACCAACGCAGACGCCGACGCUGACGCCGACGCCGACGCCGAAGUCGACGAUGUCGCGGCCAGUGGCAACAACAGCAUAGCAAACGACGACGACGACGACAUGAAGUCGCCUGCAACGAAACUUGCCGAAUUGCCAAACAUGCCAAAAAUACCAAAAAUCGAAAUAGUCGAUGACGACGAUGAUGCGGAAGCGCUUGGCGCCGACAUGCCAGCGCACGCCGACAAUGAGCUGCUUGAGCGCGAUAGCUUAAAAACGGCUUACGACAAUGUAACUGCCGAAACGCAUGAAAGCGUGCAGCCGCCCACAAUCGACGUGGAUGCUUUGGAGACGACUGGCAGCAAUGACGCCAGCGCUGUCGUCCAGAAAUCGGAAUUGCAAGCGCUGCAACAACAUGUUGCUGACUCCACUGCAGCUGCAGCUGCUGCAGCCGCCGCCGCUGCGGCCGUUGCAUGCUUCGACGAUAAUGUGGAUGCCUUUGGCACAUUGCUAGGCGAAGAGUUGGUGAGCUCUUAUUGGCGCGGCUUCAAAAUGCCCACGUCUGCACCUAACAGUAGCAACGGCAGCAGCUGCAGCGGCGGCGGCGGCGGCGCWGUUUCCAAUAAAAUGCCAAAUGCCAAUAGUAUGUUUGCCAAUCAGUUGUCGCAUCGUUUGCCGCCGCCGUUGCCACCACAUCAGCACCACCUUGCCAUGCACCAUCACCAGCACGCAGCACUUAUGCCACAUCACAUGCAACAGCACCACCUGCAUCAACAACAGCAGCAACAACAACAGCAGCAGCAACAAAAUGCCGCCGCUACGCAGCAACAUGGACCUUCGUCCACCGCGCUGCUCAGCCAAUUAGUUAAUUCCACAUUCUCAUCAACACCACCCACUUCUUGUUCUUCUUCUUCCUCUUCUCUACGUACAGAUGGUCUGCUGCCACCACAUCAUCUACAUCAUGGCCACCAUGCGCAGCAAGGCGACACGCGCGGCGCGUCAGCACCGCCGCCGCCGCCCAUGCCGCCACAUCAUCACCUGCAUCAGCCACACCUCAGCGCUGAGGCGCAUCAUAAGUCCAGCAUGGAGGCGCUGCACAGCGGCAACAAUAGCAAUCACGAGCUAUCAGCCAACGCAAGCGCGUCACAUGCGCAGGAUGCACGCGAUGAACAACACGCUGCACUUAAUGGCAGCGGUAAGUCGCUAUUAGAGGACAACAACAACACACUGUGUGGCACACCCAAUGCUAAUGCGUCCAGCGCCGCUGCCAUGGCGGCCGCCGCAAUGGCCGCACAACAACAUCCACACCUGCCACCCGGUUACUUGCAUGCACUACCAUUCCAGUUUCAGGAUCGCGGUCAUUUCCGCUUCGCCGACGACUUACAGCUGCCGCCUGGCGCUUCGAUGGCUGGCCGCCUCGGUGAAUCGCUUAUACCCAAAAGCGAUCCAAUGGAGGCUAAAUUACAGGAAAUGCUACGUUACAAUAUGGAUAAGUAUGCCAAUCAGCCGUUGGACACAUUGCAUAUCUCGCGACGCAUACGCGAGCUGUUGUCAGUGCACAAUAUCGGACAGCGGCUGUUCGCCAAGUAUAUACUCGGUCUGUCGCAGGGCACCGUGUCGGAGUUGUUGUCCAAACCGAAGCCGUGGGAUAAGCUGACCGAGAAGGGACGUGACAGCUAUCGCAAAAUGCACGCCUGGGGCUGUGAUGAUAACGCUGUGAUGCUGCUCAAGUCGCUCAUACCGAAGAAAGAUUCUGGUUUGCCGCCGUAUGGUGGACGCGAGGACUCCAUGUCCGAUGAUCGCAUCGCACACAUACUCAAUGAAGCAUCGAGCAUGAUCAAGAAUUCCACACCGGGCUCACUGCAACAGCAAUUAAAAGAGGCCGAACAGCGACAGCUGCAACACGAGCAGCAUCGGCGCUCGGCGCAUGACGAGUCGCAGCACAGCAAUGAGGAUUCCAAGUCGCCGCAUCCAUUAUGCACCUCGCCAUUCUAUAAGAGCAACAGCCAAUUAAAGCAAGAGCAGGAGGCGGCUGCAGUAGCUGCCGCGCAACAGCAGCAGCAUCGCUUGCGUCAGGAGCAAGAAUUAACGCCCGAUAAAAUGGCGCGCAUCUAUCAGGAGUUUCUUAUGCGUACGCCACGUGAAGCCGCCUUUCCCAGUCUUCUACUUUCGCCUUUUUUCAGCGCUGCCGGUGGCAUGCCCAGCGGUUGUGGUCUGCCCAACAUGAUGGCAGCCGAUGAGAAUUUACGCCUCACUUACGAGCGUGAAAUGGCCAAAUUGCAACAGCAACAGCAACAACAGACUGCAGCAGCCGCUGCCGCCGCUAGUAGCUUGCCGAACUUCCCCAACUUCUCCAACUUGAUGGCAUUACAGCAGCAAGUGUUGAAUGGCGCACAGGACCUAACGCUGACAAAGGAUCCCAAAGACGCUAUAAAGGUCAAUGGACAGCGUGCCAUCGAACACUCCAGCAACUCUAUGGAUUCGCAGUGCGGUAACAGCAACAGCAAUACGGCCACCAUGCCGGGUAGUAAUAACAUCGGCGGUGGCAAUGCCAAAGACUUGCCGAACACCGACAGCUUGGAUCGCCAUUCCAGCGCCGGUAUGCCGUUGCACACGCGCAAGCUCGAAAGCAGUGGCAGUAGCCAUACACCGGUGCCGCCAACAACUAGCAGCGCGGCAGUUUCCAUGCACGGCGUUAGCAAUUCCACUGCACCCAGCCCAUUGAGCAAUUCGAUUUUGCCGCCCGCGAUGACAGCCAAUGAUGACUUCUCCGCCACCGCAAGCCCCUUGCAGCGCAUGGCAUCUAUCACGAACUCGUUAAUCACACAGCCACCCGUCCCACCACACCACACACCACCGCAGCGUCCCACCAAAGCCGUCUUGCCACCAAUCACGCAACAGCAAUUCGAUAUGUUCAAUAACCUCAACACCGAGGACAUAGUGCGACGCGUUAAAGAGGCCCUUUCGCAGUACUCCAUCUCGCAACGUCUCUUUGGUGAAUCGGUACUCGGUCUCUCGCAGGGCUCUGUCUCCGAUUUACUGGCACGCCCCAAACCUUGGCAUAUGUUGACACAAAAGGGACGUGAACCCUUCAUACGCAUGAAAAUGUUUCUUGAAGACGAGAAUGCUGUACAUAAAUUAGUGGCCAGCCAAUACAAGAUUGCGCCAGAAAAGCUGAUGCGCACUGGCAGUUAUAGCGGCACACCACAGAUACCGCAAGGAUUGGCCAGCAAGAUUGGCGCUUCGCUACCGAUGCAAAAAAUGAUGAACGAAUUGAAACUUCAGGAACCAACACAAGCCCAGCAUAUCAUGCAACAAAUGCAAGCCGCUGCCAUGUCUGCCGCAAUGCAACAACACCAGCAGCAGGCACAAAGCCAACAACAGCAUGCUGCAGCUGCUGCCGUACAAGCAGCACAGGCCGCUGCCGCCGCACAAGCGGCACACCACCAAAGCAUGUUGUUGACUUCACCUGGACUGCCACCACAGCACGCGAUUAGUCUGCCACCUACCGGUGCCGCUGGCAGUGCUGCUGGUCCGGUCACACCUGGUAACGAUAAGAAACCAAUGAUGAUGCCAAUACAUUCGCCACAUCAAGCGAACGCAAUGCGCAGCAUGCACCAACAUAUGUCGCCGACCGUUUACGAAAUGGCGGCGCUUACUCAGGAUCUUGAUACACAAGUGAUAACUACGAAAAUCAAAGAAGCUCUACUCGCCAACAACAUCGGUCAAAAGAUUUUUGGCGAAGCUGUGCUUGGACUAUCGCAAGGCUCCGUCUCAGAGCUACUAAGCAAACCAAAGCCAUGGCACAUGCUCUCCAUUAAGGGGCGUGAACCGUUCAUACGCAUGCAAUUGUGGCUAUCCGAUGCUAAUAAUGUUGAACGCCUGCAGGUGAUUAAGAACGAAAGACGUGAGGCUAGCAAACGGCGUCGUUCAACCGGGCCCAACCAACAGGAUAACAGUUCGGAUACAUCCAGCAAUGACACCAACGACUUUUACACCAGCUCGCCCGGUCCCGGCUCGGUGGGCUCAUCCGUUAGCGGCGCACCACCGAACAAAAAGCAACGUGUACUCUUUUCUGAAGAGCAGAAGCAAGCUUUGCGUUUAGCUUUCGAACUCGAUCCAUAUCCAAAUGUGGCCACUAUCGAAUUUCUUGCCAAUGAGCUCGGUCUCGCUACGCGCACCAUCACGAAUUGGUUCCACAAUCACCGCAUGCGUCUUAAGCAACAGGUGCCACACAAUCAGCCCGGUGCCGACAAUCCAAUACCCAGUCGCGAGAACACCAAUUCAACGCCUUUCGAUCCCGUCCAAUUCCGCAUUCUGCUACAGCAGCGUCUACUCGAACUGCACAAAGAACGCAUGGGACUGAGUGGCGCACCAACGCUACCAUACCCGCCCUACUUCGCCGCUGCAGCGCUACUCGGACGCAGCUUAGCUGGUAUGCCCGGUGCAGCUGCCGCCGCCGCCGCUGCAGCUGCCAGUGCUGGCGGCGAGCCCGACCUACACGCGCUCAAUCAGGCUUUUAAAGAACAAAUGCGUGGACUUGAUCUCUCGAUGAGCUCUAUGAAACGUGAACGCAGCGUCGACUAUGACGACGAACUCGACGAGAGUCAUCUCAGCGACAAUGAGUCGCUAGACGGUGUUGAUGGCGCUGCCGAUGACAAAUCCCUCAGCGGCGAUUACAAAGACGGCGGCUCCAGCACACCACGCAGCACGCCACUAUCCAACGCAGCCAGCUACUUACUGGGUGGACUGAAUGCAAAUAUGCGCAGUUCACGACGCAAACCAGCUGCACCACAAUGGGUCAAUCCCGCCGGUCCAAGCCUAAGCACCGAUACAAAUGGCAUUGCUGGCGCGACAAUGGCAACAGCAGCUGGCAUGCCACAAUCAACAGCCGCACAAGAACGCAUCAUCAAUGGUGUUUGCGUUAUGCAACCGUCCGAUUUUAAUCGCAGUGAAGCUGACGAAAACGCCGAUGUCAAUACGGAGGCGCAUAAACAUACCGAAGUAGGCGAGAGCGACGUGGAGCAACAGCGUUUCCUAGAACCGGAGGUGCGCAUUAAACAGGAGCAGGAAGAUUGUGACAGCGACGCUGAGGCAACGACGCUCUCAACAACAGCGCCAACAAGCGAAGAGAAGCUAAAAGUAAUCAGCGAAGACAAGUUACGCAUGGUGCGCCUACAGCGGCACAGUCACGAAGACGAAGUCGCGGCGCUCGGCGUGCCGACAACGAACACAACAGCGCCAACCACCGCAGGCGCAGCAAGCGUGUGGAAUUAUUAAUACAACUUGUGCGCUUACGGCGGCGUUUUGUUUUAAAGCUAAACAAGCACGUAUGCCGCGCAUGCGUCACUCAAAAUUGUGCAAUCUGUGGUGUCAAGCGCGUUUACACGCAGCAGAACUUGAACGAUUGGGCGUAAUUUCGUUUGUUCAAAGAUUUUUGCUUAGAAAAUGCGUUAUUCAUUUGCAAACUCGAAAGACAAUGAAGCGUUAUGUGAAAAUAACGGCAUUUAAAUGCUGUUUUUUGGAAUAUUAUUUGUGUAACUUUUGCCGUGAAAGACUGUAAGCUGGUUUAGUAGUUGUUUUUCUGUUAAUUAUACUUUUCUUUUCUUUUUUGUUUGCUUAGUUUAUAAACUCUAUUCGCUUAACGUAUUUUUACCAUUUAUAAUACUUCUCUUCAUACAUACAUACUUAGUUUAAAGUGUAAAUAGUUAAUAAUAUUAUAGCUUACCGUAGUAGUGAACGCCC